AUGGAAAUUUCUUAAUAAGAAUUAGAUUUUCUUGUAGAUUUUUUAUAAAAUAAUCUUUUUAAUGAAUGGAUUAACAUAAAAAAAAAGAUUUCAUGUGUAAUCUAAAAAGCAGGAUAAUUUUUAGAAGACCUUAUACAAUAUCUAUUUAAAACUAGUCAUUUAAUUGGAGAAAUUUAUAAUCUUUAGUAUGAAAAUUUAAUUAAAUGUAGUACUUUUCAAAAAAAAGAAGAGAAAAUCAAAACACUUGAAGGAUUUCAGUAAUUCAAUAAUCAAUUAGUGAAAACACAAUUUCAUCUCAUAACUUAAAUAAAUAGGGAUAAAAUUUAUAAAAAAGAUGGAUAGAUUCUUAGAGUGUAUAUUUAUUUGUUAUUUUCUAGUGAAAAAUAUAUCUUAGGAUCUAAAAAUGAAUAAAUAUUGCUCAAUCUAGAACAGAUGAAAUAUUUGGAAUUUAAAGGAUAAUAUGGAAUAAAUGGAUAUAAAUGUUAAUAAUGGAAUUAUUACUGGAAGGGAAAAUAGGUUGGGGGUGGUUUAUACAAUAAUUUUGGAUAAAAGGAAGGUAAGUGGAUUGAUUUAUGUGAAAAUUAUUGGGAGUAAUCUAUUUAUUAAUAAUUAUUUUAGUAGAAGGAAUAUUACUGAAGCAGGUGAUUAUUUUGAAGAUAAAAGAAUUGGUGAUUGGAAGAUGUAUUGGAAUAAUUAAAAAAUGUAGUAUGAUAUAGAAUUUUUAAUUUAGUGGAGGAGGAGAAUAUGAUAAAUAGGGAACUGGUCAAAAAAUUGGAAGAUGGGUUGAAUUAAGUGAACAUUAUUGUGAUAACUUUGAACUUACUUAUCAUGGUGAGUAUAAAAAUGGUAAAAAAUUUGGCAGAUGGGACAUUUGCUAUAAUAAUGGAAAUGGUGAUCAAAUAAUGUAACAAAUAUUUUACAAAGGGCGAAAACAAAAUUUUCAGUGGUGGGGGAUUAUAUAAUGAAGGAACUGACGAUCUCAAAAUUGGAAAGUGGAUUGAUUUAAGUGACAGAUUUCAUAGGGAUUCUUAUGUAACUUAUCAGGGUGAAUAUUUAAAUGGUUAAAGAGUUGGUAAAUGGGAUAUUUGGUUUAAAGAGGAUGGAGACAACAAAUAAAAUAUAAAGAUGUAAAUAAUUCUUUAUAUAUCUCUCAAAAUUUCUUAGUGGUGGGGGAUCAUAUGAUGAAUAAGGGGCAGGAACGAAAACAGGGCAGUGGAUUGAAAUUAGUGAUAGUUUUAAACAAGAUUCUAAAGUAACUUAUAAGGGGGAAUAUCAAAAUGGUAGAAAAUUUGGCAGAUGGGAUAUUUAUUACAAUAAUGGAAAUGAUGAUUAAAUUAUGUAAAAAUUCUAAUAUAAAGGGUGAUAUUUUAAUAUUGCUAGUGGUGGAGGACAAUAUGAAGAAGGAGGUGAUAACAUUAAGAUUGGAUAGUGGAUUGAAAUAAGUGAUGCGUUUAAAUAAGAUUCUAAAGUUUCUUAAAAAGGGGAAUAUAAAGAUGGUAGAAAAUUUGGUAGAUGGGACAUUUUUAAUAAUGAUUAACUAAUGUAAAAAAUACUAUAUAAAGUGCUAAAUUUAAAAAAUGUUAGUGGUGGUGGAUAAUAUGAUGAAAGAGGUGAUGGUAUCAAGGAAGGCAAAUGGAUUGAUAUAAGGGAAGGAUUUAAAGAUGGUUCUAAAGUAACUUAUAAGGGGGAAUAUAAAAAUGGUAGAAAAUUUGGUAGAUGGGAUAUUUACUACAAUAACGAAAAUGGUGAUUAAAUUAUGUAAAAAACCUAAUAUAAAGCAUGAAAUUUUAAUAUUGCUAGUGGUGGAGGACAAUAUGAAGAAGGAGGUGAUAACAUUAAGAUUGGAUAGUGGAUUGAUAUAAGUGAUAGAUUUCAUAGGGAGUGCUAAGUAACUUAUAAAGGUGAAUAUUUAAAUGGUUACAGAGUUGGUAAAUGGGAUAUUUGGUUUAAAGAGGAUGGAGAAAACAAAUAAAAUAUAAAGAUGUAAAUAAUUUUUUUAUAUAUCUCUCAAAUCUUUUUAGCGGUGGUGGAUCAUAUGAUUAAUAACGGGCAGGAAUGAAGAUUGGGUAGUGGAUUGAAAUAAGUGAUGUGUUUAAAUAAGAUUCUAAAGUUUCUUAAAAAGGGGAAUAUAAAGAUGGUAGAAAAUUUGGUAGAUGGGAUAUUUAUUACAAUAACGAAAAUGGUGAUUAAAUUAUGUAAAAAGUGUAAUAUAUAGAGCCAACUUUUAAACUUGUUAGCGGUGGAGGGCGAUACGAAGAAGGGAGUGAUAACAUUAAAAUUGGAAAUUGGAUAGAUAUAAGUGAUGGAUUUUGUAGGGAGUGUUAAGUAACUUAUAAAGGGGAAUAUAAAAUUGGUAAAAGAGUUGGCAAAUGGGAUAUUUUGUAUAAGGAUUUAGCUGGAAAUAAUGAAUCAAUGUAAACAAUAUUAUUGCUUAAUUUAAAUAUUUUAGUGGUGGUGGCUUUUAUGAUGAGAGAGGAGAUGGAAUGUAGAUAGGAAAGUGGAUAGAUUUGGAUGAUGGAUUCUGUGAUUCUAAAUAAAUUACUUAUAAAGGUCAAUAUAAAAAUGGAAAAAAAUAGGGGUUAUGGGUUGAAAUUGAUAUUGAAAAAAAUAAGCAGUGUAGCGAAAUAAAAUAUCAUAAUUAUUAUUAAUAUCACAAUUGA
This is a messenger RNA of Paramecium primaurelia, 2660 nucleotides long. Lineage: Eukaryota; Ciliophora; Oligohymenophorea; Peniculida; Parameciidae. The record is from the annotation of a GenBank genome assembly.